Messenger RNA from Lates calcarifer (barramundi perch), 2675 nucleotides. RefSeq names its product protocadherin gamma-A12-like. NCBI's taxonomy places the organism in Eukaryota, Metazoa, Chordata, Actinopteri, Centropomidae. Gene Ontology annotation, molecular function: calcium ion binding. The record is from RefSeq and is a predicted model, not a curated record. Gene Ontology annotation, cellular component: plasma membrane. The transcript is spliced from 3 exons. Gene Ontology annotation, biological process: homophilic cell-cell adhesion. The coding region runs from base 179 to 2608 and encodes 809 amino acids.
UCUCCACCCACUGUUACUGCAUUAAAACCAGUUGUAAUUUCUCAGAGGAAUCCCUUCUUUCCACAACUGGUUUUCAUCGUGCUCGGUGUUGUCAAAAUAUUCGUUUAUUGACUCUGUUUUGGAAUAUUUUUUUUUCUCCUGGACAGUCAUCUGUACAAAUCGUGGAAUUUUUCUAAGGAUGGGAGACAAAGGAUUUUCAGCACUAGGCCCGAUCCUCUGCUUCGCUUCCUUUAUUGUAACGCUGCAUCUCGUUCAUGGAGAUCUGAGUUAUUCUAUUCCAGAAGAAAUGAAACGAGGAGCUGUUAUUGGAAAUAUAGCGAAGGAUCUCGGUCUCGAUCUGAGGACCUUAUCUUCCCGAAAGGCCCGUGUUGAUUUUGAAGGGACUCGUAAGCGGUACUGUGACAUGAACCUGAAUACCGGGGAUUUGGUCACAUCAGAAGUAAUUGACAGAGAAAGUCUUUGUGGCAAGAAACCAUCGUGUGUGUUCAAAGUCGAUCUGGUGUUAGAAAAUCCGUUAGAGCUUCAUCGUGUAAGUCUUCAUAUUCAAGAUGUAAACGACAACUCGCCAAAGUUUAAAAAAGAUUUGAUUGAAAUGGAAAUAAGAGAAUCGGCAGACAAGGGGAACCGCUUCUCAAUCGAGGAGGCCCAUGACGCAGAUAUAGGUCAAAACGCUGUUCAGAGAUACAACCUACAAAAAAAUGACAACUUUAUUCUCGCUGUUGACAGCAACAAGGUUGAACUCGUGUUGGAGAAUACACUUGAUCGAGAGAAACAAAAAGAGCUGAAUUUGCUUCUCACAGCUUUAGAUGGUGGGUCUCCUCAGAGAUCAGGUAACGUAGUCAUACACGUCACUGUGCUGGAUGCUAAUGAUAACGCCCCAGUGUUUAGCCAGGCUGUUUAUAAAGCCAGUCUGCCUGAAAACUCUCCUCCAGAUACCAUAGUGAUUAAAGUUAGUGCUACUGACGCAGAUGAAGGAGUGAAUGGAGAUGUGGCAUAUGACUUUGGUCACCUCUCUGAUGAAGAUAUAAAUGUAUUUUCUAUUGAUCCAAAAACGGGAGAAAUUAGAGUAAGUGGUGUGAUUGACUUCGAGGAAAGAAGCUCUUUUGAAAUUAGAGUUGAGGCUAAAGACGGUUUGGGGCUAACCUCCUACGCCAAAGUUAUAAUAGAUGUUUCUGAUAUAAAUGACAAUGCUCCAGUGAUAUAUCUGAAGUCACUGACUAACCCCAUACCUGAGAACGUGUCACCUGGUACAGAGGUGGGCAUCAUUAACGUGCAGGAUGAAGACUCUGAAAACAACAGACAGGUCCGCUGCUCGAUUCAGCAAAAUGUCCCUUUUAAAUUAGUUCCUUCUAUUAAAAACUAUUAUUCUCUGGUGACCACAGGACAACUGGACCGUGAACUAGUGUCUGAUUACAACAUUACAGUCACAGCCACUGACGAGGGCUCUCCACCUCUGUCCUCCUUUAAAACUGUUCAGUUAUCUGUAGCUGACAUCAACGACAACCCACCUGUGUUUGAGGAACAGUCCUACAGCGCAUAUGUGACAGAAAAUAACAAACCUGGCUCCACUUUAUGUUCCGUUAGUGCUCGAGACCCCGACUGGAGACAAAACGGUACAGUGAUUUAUUCUCUGUUACCUGGUGAUGUGAACGGUGCCCCGGUGUCCUCCUAUCUGUCUGUUAACGGAGACACGGGGGUGAUCCACGCUGUGAGGUCGUUUGAUUAUGAACAGUUCAGGAGCUUUAAAGUCCACGUGAUGGCCAGAGACAACGGUUCUCCUCCUCUGAGCAGCAACGUGACCGUCAGUGUCUUUACAUCGGAUGUGAACGACAAUUCUCCUCAGAUACUGUACCCCGGGCCGGAGGGCAACUCGUUCAUGACCGAGCUGGUUCCCAAAGCUGCACACGGAGGCUCCCUGGUGUCCAAAGUGAUAGCGGUGGACGCGGACUCCGGACAGAACGCCUGGCUGUCCUAUCAUAUAGUCAAAUCCAGUGAUCCAGGACUUUUCACUAUUGGUCUCCACAGCGGAGAGAUCAGGACACAGCGGGACAUUUCUGAAUCUGACAGCAUGAAACAGAACCUUAUUGUGUCAGUGAAAGAUAACGGACAGCCCUCUCUCUCUGCCACCUGUUCCAUGUAUUUACUUAUUUCUGAUAACUUGGCUGAGGUGCCAGAACUGAAGGAUAUUUCUUACGAUGAGAAGAAUUCCAAACUGACCUCUUAUCUGAUCAUCGCGCUGGUUUCCGUCUCUACAUUUUUUCUGACUUUCAUUAUCAUCAUUCUGGGUGUGAGGUUUUGUCGCAGGAGAAAGCCCAGACUGUUGUUUGACGGAGCAGUCGCCAUCCCCAGCGCUUAUCUCCCUCCUAAUUACGCAGAUGUUGACGGCACAGGAACUUUACGCAGCACUUACAAUUAUGACGCCUACCUGACAACAGGUUCUAGAACCAGUGACUUUAAGUUUGUGACAUCAUACAAUGACAACACACUGCCUGCAGACCAGACUCUGAGGAAAAGUCCUUCAGACUUUGCUGAUGCAUUUGGAACUUGUGAUGGUUCUCCUGAGGUAGGGACACAUUACAAUUUAUUCAACUCUUGUUCAGUGUUCUGAGAAAGACAUUCUGGUGUUUUGCUUCGAGUCACUGAGGUUGUAUCGUUCUUUAUUGAUGUGAUGAUUU